Molecule: messenger RNA, 20769 nt
Organism: Pelobates cultripes (western spadefoot toad)
Lineage: Eukaryota; Metazoa; Chordata; Amphibia; Anura; Pelobatidae
Source: the annotation of a GenBank genome assembly
GCCCAGUCAUGCUGCCUCCCCCCUCCUCCCUCAGCCUCCAGAGCCGCUCCCCUGUCCAGCUCGCUGACGUCACCUCCUGGUUGCCAUGGUGAAACUGAGGUCACCAUCUCCCUCCCCCCCUCCUUCUCCUCAUCCUUUCCCUUGGAGGGAAGCCAUUAGGUCCCACUUCUAACAGGCUGAGGAGGUGGGCGGGGCUUGAGGGAAGCGGAAGUGGCGGCUAGAACGGAAGUCGAACGGCGCAGUGAAUCCGCAGGAGAGGGGGCAGUGAGGAAGCAGAGCUUGCCCGAAUCUUUAAUCUCAAGAGUCAUCGUCGGAUCGCGGCUAUUUCAGGUGAGGAUGGCCGGCCCGGCACGUCGGACAGUAGAGAAGGACAGCGAGGCCGGUGUGGGCGGGCGGUGUGCUGUUAGACAGUCCAUGGCCGCUCGGCUGCAAGGCCACCUGGGGCUUGUGCUUGGCAAGGGCGGGGAUCCCAGCCGUGCGGCCUCGGCUCCAAACCUUUAGCAUAGGAUCCCACGCCCGUCUUAACGGCGAUCUAUCUACCUGACAUCGUGCGAUGGAUCCUCAACCACCGAGCCCAACCCCCUCCCCCAUAUCUCUCCAGCAUUACAGGCCUCAAAUGUCCUCCGUGCAGGGCGACAGAGACCGUGUUAUAAUCACAUCGCCAUCCAGCUAUACUGCCGUCAUCGAGCAGAUUAUAAUCAGCACCAGAGCCCUGAGAGCGACAUGCCAGUGUAAUGGCCGGCUCCAUGGCUUAUUGCACUGCAGCUAUGGCGGACUAGGUUUUCUCAGAUAAGAAGCUGUUAACCUUGGCACCUGUAGGUGUUUCAGAACUACAUUUCCCAUGGUGCAUCACGAGCCUCGGUACCAUCCACGGUGAUGGUGUUCGCCGUCACUGCCCUAAAUGCAUGGCUGGAGAGCUUUUAUGUAGGUCGAUUACUGCCCCAUUUCACGUUUAAUUCGUAUUAUUGUGCUGAUGAAUGGAGGAGUGGGGCUUGGAUUGGGCUUGUGUGAGGUUAAGCUGCAUGUGCAUCACCUUGUAUCCUCGGUAUGUGUCCUGAUGCUGCUUAGAGAAACCCAGAUUCCGAUCACACUGCAUUUAAUCCGCAUUAUGAUGUAUAGGAACUGUAACAGGCCUUGCCACACAGCAGAGCACCUCUCUAUUCAGGCUCCCAUCUAUUAAUAUGAAUAUUUCAUGAAGACAAUGAAGAGGGUGCCUUUUUGCUUUUUUUUUUUUUUUAAACAGUCCUGCUGCACACAUUUGUGUUGAGAUCAUGUGUUACAUAAACCUUGAAAAAUGUGCUAAAGCAAAUUGAGCUUAUUUCAGAAUGGUGACAUGUCACACAGUGAUAAGCAACGUUUUAAUUAUGGAAGGGUUGAGAAGCAAAAUGACAAAACAGAAAAUUCAAUCACUUUUUUUUUUUAUUUUGGCCAGAGCUGCUUGACACAAUUUAAUAUAGUUGGAACCUAUUGACUUACUAUCAAAUCUAUCGGUCAACAUUAACAACCUUUUAUUAGUUUCUAAAUUGUAGGUUAUUUUUUGUGAAAUAAAUAACUUGAGAGUAUAAUUGGCAUAUGGAUGCUCUUCUGGUAAACAAACAAAUAUGCAGAUCUGAUAUUGAAAAUUGUGGCUUGUCCAGUAAUUUGGCCUGCAUGUCAAACUAGCAUACUCCUAAAGGAACCCUAUCCCCUUAAGGCGCUAUAGGGUCAAAAAUACAAAUGUGUAUUCUUGACACUAUAGUGUAAAAAGCACCCCCGCCCCUCUCAUUAAAUAGAAAAUGUACCUUAAAGCGCUAUGCGGGUCUCUGAAAUUGCAGCAGAAGGCCUGCAGGGAUUGACUAUACUCAUCAGAGCAAACAAAUAAAGCUUUAGUUGUAUGUGUCCCUUUUAAUACUUAUUUUCAGCAGUUUUAUGUAAUUUAUUUAACAAAUUUCCCCAAAUUCAAACCUCGAAAUUGACAUAGUUACAUAGGCUGAAAAGAGACAUGUGCCCAUCAAGUUUAGCCUUCCUCACAUUUAGUUUUUUGCUGUUGAUCCAAAAGAAGGCAAAAUAAAACCAGUUUACAUCACUUCGAAUUUUGCAACGAACUAGGAACGGCAGUCAGAUUAAUCCUGUGAUCUAUAUGCCUAAUAACAGAAAUGUAAACUUCUGUUUUAAUAUAAAGCUUUAAAGGCACACUGUAGUCACCAGAACAACUACCCCUUAUUGUAUUUGUUCUGGUGAGUAUAAUCAGUCCCUUCAGGCUUUUUGCAAUAAAGUCUCCUUAAAAAAAAAAAAAAAAAAGUUUUUAUAUUGAAGCCUAGGGAUACCUUCAGUGGCUGCUCCUCAUAUGGCUACUAGAGGUGCUUCCUGGGGCAGUUCUGUGACAUUCAGUGUCUCCACCCUCAGCAUAGAGAAACUGAACCUUCCUCAUAGAGGUGCAUUGAUUCAAUUCAUCACUAUGAGGAGAUGCUAAUUGGCCAGAGCGGUGUUUGGCCUGUGUCUGCCUCCUUGGCAAUCUCAGCCAAUCCAAAUUUGAAAGCAUUGUGAUUGGCUCAGCUCAUGACUUCUGAUGUCAGCUAAGGAGGCAGAUCAGAGGCAGAGCCAACAGUAGCAGAUUGGACUAAAUGUAAGCUUUUACUAUAUUUAGGGGGGCUAGAUGAUGUUUUAAACACUAUAUAGGGUCAGUAAUACAUGUUUGUGUUUUUUUUAGUCUUAAAAAAUAGUUUCUUUUUAAGUGAUUGAUCUUAGACAUGAACACUGCUAACUAGUCCUUCCAACAUUAUUUACAAAGUGAUAUCACAUUCCUUUUGUAUGGAUCUUGAACUGAAGUAUGGAGGUAGUAUCCCACAAUUUUGAAUUGGGUUUUAUAUAUAAUUAUGCAAAAUAAAGGAGAAAAUACAUGCCUUUAAAGUAAUUGGCCAGGUAAGUGCAGCAGCAGGCAGAAUCUUCAAGACCAGGAAAUUAUUCCACAAGUUGAGAGCCCUAUAACUACAUUGAGAUAGAUAUAGAGAUAUAUUUUUCCCUCUUCUCUUUCAAAAAUGAAUACUUUGAUGCAGUGAUAGGAAAAAGAAUGCAAGAUAAUUGCAAUCAGAGUAAUAAAGUUUCAAGCACUCCAUGUAUUCUUGAUCGAAUCUUAGAUUGUCAACCACCUCCUAUUCUGGUCUGUGAUUUUUAGCAAUGGUUUAUAGUAUAGGUUGCAGCUAAUGAAUAACAUGGUUGUAUACUAAGACUAUCAGUUUGAUAACCUUGUUCAGUUUAGUAAUGCAGUCUGUGCACUCAACAUUCUCUCAACCUCUCAAGUGUGCCUCCUCUGUUUGUGUGUAAGGGACUCGCACAAUAUCCUCCUUUAAUGCGAAUCUGUCCUGUCAUGAUCCAAUGAGUUCUGUCUGCUAUUCUGUUUUUCCUAGUUUAAUGUGAAAUGGAGAGGGUUUUUUGUUUUGUCUUCUUUUGGAUCAGCAGCAAAAACAGAUGUGAGAGGCUGAACUUGAUGGAAGCAUGUUUCUUUUCAGCCUAUGUAACAUCCCCUAUUUUAUUUUUUAUACCUAAGGAAAAAUAGUCCCAACUUUUCCUUAUGUAGUAUGUGAAUGUUGGAGUUUUAGUGAAGCUCAACUGCAUUUGGCUUCUUCCUGCAUUGCCAAUUUCAGGAGUGGCUGGCCACUGGCAGUGUGUGUUAACUCUUAUGCAAUCAUGAGCCUACACAGGUCCGUUGGUGGCCUUUGGCACACGCCCAAAGAAAAGCAGAGUGUAGAAUUUCUGGUGCUGCCAUUUUGGGAACACAGACGGCGGCACCGAGAGAGAAGACCUGGUGGGACCAGUCCCAGGGCCUGAGUUGGUUGGGGUGGCUAUAGGGAGGCUGUGAACUAGAAUUAUGACAGAACGCUUUAAUGUUAGAUGGGAAAAAGGGCAGCCCUUUACAAAACUAUACAGUUGUAAGCAACUGUGUUCAUAGACUCCACCAUAGAGGAGAGGGCAGCUCUCCUUUGUUUUUAGUGGUCCGACAUUCACUACCACAAAUGCAGCAAUCAAUAAGGAGACUUAUAAGAGCAUUUCAUUAAGCAGUGUAAAUCUGAAUGCGGUCCUAUGUCAAAGCAAUUUACUGCAGUAAAGGAUUAAAUAAAGACCCUCAACAAAGCUGAGCUUUUAGUGACUAUUAACCUCUUAGAGCCAUUGAGGACAUGGCUCUAACCGCUGGCCGACGGCAUAGUACGUUCCAGAGGACUUACAUGCUCGCUGGCGAUUGUGACGGGGGGACUUACCUGGCGAGAACCUCACGAUCACAUGGACCGAAUAGCCGUCCAUAGCAGUGCAAUUAGGGGGAGUGCCUGGAAUGACAGACAGUCACCCUGCUGUCUGAAAUAAAGUUAAUAUAAAGUUUUAAAAUUAUUUUAAACACACAGUCUAAAUGUAUUUUAAUGUUAAUUUAUAUAUAUUAAUAUCAAAAUACAGGUAGAAUGAUAUUAAAUAUAUAAAUACGUAAUUUCUAAAAAUAAUAAAAAUAUGUGUAAUUUUGUUAUAACUAUAUUUUGAUAGAUAUAUAUAUCUAUUUUUUUUUUUUUUUUUAAUGUAAUAUUUGUACAUAAUUAAGUCAUUUUAUUAAUUACAAUUUGCGGGACCUGCCUGAUGACCCAGGCAGAAAGUCCAGAGAAUUUAAAUUGCUAGCACUCUAUUUAACCCUGUAACUUUCCAAGACACCAUAAAACAUAUACACGGGGGGAUACUGUUUUACUCUGUAGACUUCGCUGAGCAUAAAUAAAUGUGUAUUUUAUUGCAGUAAAAGCAAACAGUAUUAUGACAUUAACAGUUAAAAUGUCACGUACAACUAAAAAAAAAUAAAAAAUACUUAUUUUCUCCCAUUUAAAAAAAUAUUUUAUUCAUAUUAAAGUUUCAUACCUUAAUAUUUGAUGUUAAAUGAAAGCCCUGUUUCCCCUGAAUAAAAUGAUAUAUGAUCAGUAUGGGUGCACAUAAUAUGAAAGAGGUGAAUUACUCCUGAAUAGUCAAAUUCAAGGUUUUGUUUACGUUUUUGUUUUGAUCACAACAUGUACAUUUGGCUCAGUCCUUAACCCCUUAAGGACGCAGCUUCAAAAACUGGACUUAUCCGUAAGGACAUACCGUAUAUACGUGAGUAUAAGAGGAGUUUUUCGGCACAUUUUUUUUGUGUGCUAAAAAACACCCACUCGUCUUAUACUAGAGUCAAUGUCUGUAUUAUGGCAACUUACAUUGCCAUAAUACAGACCAGGACCGCCAGGCUCAUUACAAGCUCGGCGGUCCUGUUGGGGGCUGGCAGCGAGCGACUACUUACCUUUCCUGUCAGCUCCCUUCUCCUGUGCGCCGGUCAGCUCCCCACUGUAAGUCUCGCAGGAGCCGCGGCAUCAGAGCGUUUCCACGGGUUACCGUGGCAACGCUCCGCGCAGCACGCCGGCCGCGAGACUUACAGUGGGGAGCUGAGCUGACUGGAGCUGCAGGAAAGGUAAGUAACAGCUCGCUGCCAGCCCCCCUCCUGCACAGUACACACCACUGGACCACCAGAGAAUAAUAUAGCCCCCCUCCCUGGCCAGCUAACAAGCAGGGAAGGGGGGGGGGAAUAAAAUAAACAUUUUAAUAAUAUUAAAAUAACAUAAUGUAAUAAUAUUAAAAAUAAAAUUUAAUAUUAUAAUAAUAAAAAAAUGCUCACCCCCCCCACCAAGGUUACACACUCUGCAUCACAUACACACAUUGUAAAUAAAUAUUCAAUUAAUAUAAUUUUUGGGGGGAUCUAAUUUUAUUUAGAAAUUAACCAGUAGCUGCUGCAUUUCCCACCCUAGUCUUAUACUCGAGUUAAUAAUUUUUCCCAGUUUUUUGGGGUAAAAUUAGGGGCCUCGACUUUUAUUCGGGUCGACUUAUACUCUAGUAAAUACGGUAAAUAUUUUUUGCAUGUUUUUGCUUUUUGUGUUCAAACGCAAUUUGCACCAACACAUUUAUAUACGGUUUUUUGUUUUUUUUAAAAGAGGGCAAAAUGGGCUUUAACCCCUUAAGGACUGAGCCAAAAGUACACGUGAUCAAAACAAAAACUUGAAUUUGUGCUAUGUCUGUUCAGGCGUAAUUCGCUUCUUUCGUAUUAUGUGCACCCACACUUAUAUACCAUUUUAUUCAGGGGAAACAGGGCUUUCAUUUAACAUCAAAUAUUUAGGUAUGAAACCUAAUUUAAUAUGAAUAAAAUGGGGGGGAAAAUAAGAAUUUCUUUUAAAAAAAAUGUAGUUCUACGUGACAUUCUGUGAGUGUCCUAAUACUGUUUGCUUUUUCUGCAAUAAAACACAUUUUUAUUAAGCGAUGUCUCACGUGUAAAACAGUUUACCCUAUGUACAGGUUUUAUGGUGUUUUGGGAAGUUACAGGGUCAAAUAUAGCAUGUUCCAUUUUAAGUUUUUUCACAUUGAAAUUCGCCAGAUUGGUUACGUUGCCUUUGAGACCGUAUGGUAGCCCAGGAAUAAGAAUUACCCCCAUGAUGGCAUACCAUUUGCAAAAGUAGACAACACAAUGUAUUGGGGAUGUCCAGUCUUUUUUAGUAGCCACUUGGUCACAAACACUGGCCAAAGUUAGUGUUAAUAUUUGUUUGUGUAUGAAAAAUGCAAAAAACUAAUUUGAUCGCCAGUGUUUGUGACUAAGUGGCCCGGGGAGGCCAAAGAGGACGGAGGGGGACUCCAUGGGCUCCGUGUGAUCGCCGGCGACCGGGUAAGUAGAAAGGACCGUUAGGGCGUUCUAUGCCGCCCUCUGGCAUUUAAUGCCGGUUCCCUAAGGACGGCAUAGAACGCCCGCCGUCCUUAAGGGGUUAAUUUGAUGUGACACAUACAUAGAUAAAUUCUCAUUGUAAAAAAAAGAAACUUUUUUUUUUCACAGUUUUGGCAUAAAUUGCUUGUGCAUAAUAUGUCCAGCUUAGAAAAAGUAAUUCAAAAUAAAUUAAUUUAUAGAGUACAUAAUAUGUAUAGGAUUCCAGCUUAUUUUGAAAGUUACAGGUCACAAAAUAAAAUGAGAUUUCAGUUUGUAAAAAUUUUAGAAGUUGGCAUGUUUGUCUUAUAGGUUUAGUAGCCAUCACAGAAAACAAAAUUGCCAUACAAAAGUAUAUAUUUAUAUAAAGACAUCACAUGCUAUUUACCUAAGGUUAUUUUGACACUUUUUACGAGGCCAUUUUAUUGCCAAUCUCUGCUAAAUGUUAGUAAAAUUGUGUUUUAUUCUCUAUUUUGACAUAUACACAUAUAACAAGGUUUUUGUAAAGCUGGUGUGUGCUAUUCCUGCACAGAACCCCAUAUGGUGUUCAGCUACAUCUGCUGAGUAUAACGAUACCCCCAUUGUAUGCCUUUUGGCACUAUUCUGUGAUGCUACAGUGCCAUGUAAGAGACAAGGCUAUUUCAAUUUCUAUAGUUAGAAUUUUGAUAGAUGGAUUUGACGAGCCUAUGUCUUAUUUUGGGGUAUUUAUAUCAGUGUGAGUAUUCAAGUAACUCCACAAAGAGCUUCCCGUUGAUAAAGCAGACACCCAGGGGUAUAUAAUAUGGCGUGUUUUGUGCCUUAUCAUGUCACCAUUUUUUCACCAAUUUAUGUCUAUUUGUGGAGAGAGGGGAGGGGGAAAGCAUUUGUACAUACAUGUUGCAUUUUUGCUGAGUAUUUCUUACACAUUAUAUUGUACCAUUGUCAUAAAAUCCCCUAAAUUAUGCUCAGUUACAUCUUCUUCUGAGUAAAACAAUAUGCCCAAUGUAUGACCUAGACACUAUUUUGAGAAGUUACAGUGCUGUAAAAGAGACGUGACAAGUUCAGGUUUUAAAUGUGAAUUUUCAUGGAUGGUUUUGAUGCUUCCUUGUCCCACUUUGGAGCACUAGAGCAGGCUACAUAUUCCAGCUACACUAUAAAGGCAUACCAUUUCUUAAAGCGGACAUCCCAGGGUGUUUCAAAAGACCUAUUUUGAACCUCAGCGUAGGAUCAUUUUUCCCCUAGCUUGUACCAAGUGUAGUGGUUCUAAGCAUUUUUUUUCUGCCUUUUUGAUACACAGUGAGUUUGCUUAAUAUAUUCUGCAAACCUUUUGUGCUACGAUUGUAUAAUACUUAUGUUGCUCAGCUAUGCCGCCAGAGUACAGCAAUAUCCCGUAUGUACCUUUACCAGGUAUAUGUGGAUAUUGAAGGGGCACAUUUUGAGCCCCAGCCAUUCAGUUGGUUUUUUUUUCUAACUCUGAAGUUUUACGUUGUGUCCAUGUUUCAUUUCGGAGUAGUUUAGCUGGUUGGUUAUUCAUACUACCCUAUAAACGCAUUCUAUUUAUUAAAGAGCACACCCCGGGUAUUUCAAAAGGCAUAUUUUGAACCUUGGGGUAUCAUUUUUUUGCUAGUAUGUUUCAGGUGUAGUGGUAAUGAGCAUUUUUAUUUAUUUAUUUUACUUGUUUUUAAACUUUAUUUACUUAUUAAAUUUUUUUUACUUUUUAAAACUUUCUUGAAAUGUCUUUUACACUUUAAAAAUUUUUAUUAACCUUUUUUUUUAACUGUUAACCACUAACUAGCCAUAAGUAGCACUAACCAUAAAUUUCCCAAUUUCCUUUAACUCCCACCCACCCCAGCUAGCAAAAUAUAUCAUUUUAAAUUAAUUUAACCCUUGAGGGUUAAAAAAAAUAAUAAUCAGAUCACAAUAAAAUGUAGUCCCUGCCAAUUGAUCACUGUAGUCUGUGAUCAAUUGGCAGGGAAGGAAUAAAUUUUAUUAGAGCAGGGGAAAGAGGGGGUGGGAUUUAACUUUAAUUUAUUUUUUUACACGGUGAAAAGGAUCAUCACUGAUCCGUCUCCCUGCACUUCACACUAAAUGCGCAAGAGCAGGGAGGCGGUUCAGAAGUCCCUGCAGCCUGUCAAAACAGGCACAGCUGCAGGGACUGUGCGAAUCCCGAGGCAGACCGGAGGAGCGUUAACUCCGCGAUUGCGGUGGUCUGGGGUUAAUUUUAGCGCAUGAUGGACCCAGUCAUCAUGAGUCCUUAAGGGGUUAAUCGUUUUGGAUGUAUUCAUGCCCCUGCAGUCUCACUGCUCAAUUCUUAUUACUUUGUUUAGCGAUCCCUAGUUACACCUCGAUGCAUGUACUGGUACAGCCUUCCUAAACACUUCUUGUAAAGAGAGAUCUAAUGUUUAGGCUUCCUUUAUUGCACAUUUUGUUUAUCUCCUGCUCUGUUAACCGCCUUUUGGAUCCUGCAUGAUCCCCCUGUGUGUGAUUAAAGUUCUAUUUACAGAGCAGAAGAUAAAAACUUCAAAAGAAAGUUCAUAUCGGAAUGAAAAUUAUAUUUUUUUUCAUGGGGUCACAGCCAGGGAAGGUCUGACUAGGGCUGCAUAAGCAGAUACAAAAGUUAUUUAAUUACGUAGUAGCAGGAAACUGAAAGUGCAGGGACAUGAUCUAUACACUUAAACUGCUUCAUUGAGCUAAAGUUAUUUCAGUGCAUAUAAUGUCCAUUUUAACUUAUGUCCCCUCUAAUACAGCAACUGGUAUAUCUGCAGGUUUGUGAGCAUUAAACUAUUGUAAUACCCGCUCAGUCAAUGUUUAAAUUUCGAGAAGCAUACCUCCUGCAUGACGCACACACCGGUGUCCCUGCCAGCAUAUCGACAUCUGAACAGAGUGACAUCAAACUCAGUUCCUAUACUCCCUAAGCAACGUUGGAAGAGUUGGGGAGUAACCAUAACAACAAAUGAUGUGGUUGUGAUGCAUGGAGAGAAGCAGGACUUGCCUCUAGGAGGUCUCUCUUGUUCUUGUCUGUCAAUUUUUGGCAUAGAGGAGUCUGAGAAAUUGACAGGUUGUGAGAGAUUACAUUUUGAGCACUAUAUGUUGGCUUGCAAAGCAGGACCAUACGUACAUAUAUAUAGUGUGUGUAUAUAUAUAUAUACACAUGCUAUAGUGUUGGUGGCAUUUGAGUGAGACAGAGGCAAGUUCAAGCACUGCCCACUUCAAACGUCACAUCCAUUUUUAUUUUUUAAUCACGUUCAUGCCAUUCCUCUGUGUUUUUACAAUGAUAAAGAUCUUUAUUUGUAAAUUAAACAGACAUCUGAACCGUACCCUGAUUGUUAUAUAUCUUGUGUUUCUUAGUAGCUACUUGCGAAAUAUAUCCCACAAGCUACACUUCUCUUUGUGUACAAGAUCUUGUAUUGGGUGUAAUGCUUGUAUUUAAAUGCAUUUCAUACACCAUGAUUACUUAUUAUCUUUCAGAUUUCACUAUGGACAAGGCUGAAUUAAUUCAGAAGGCCAAACUGUCAGAACAGGCUGAGCGUUAUGAUGAUAUGGCUGCCGCAAUGAAGGCCGUGACAGAGCAAGGAGGAGAACUAAGUAACGAAGAAAGGAACCUGCUCUCUGUCGCCUACAAAAAUGUGGUUGGUGCCCGCCGCUCUUCCUGGCGUGUGAUUUCUAGUAUUGAACAAAAAACAGAGGGCAAUGAGAAGAAGCAACAGAUGGCAAAAGAAUACCGUGAAAAAAUCGAGGCAGAGCUGUAUGAUAUCUGCAUGGAUGUUCUGGUAAUAUAUAUUUAUUUUGUAACUUUUUUACCCAGCGUAGAGUGCUCAGUAAUUGGAGGGUUACUAAAUUGGUUCCAUUCGGUUAGGGAAUCUCUGAACCAGGGGCAAAAAUUGUAAACCUGUCUUUAUAUUUUAAUGGGAUUUUACAAAUAAUUUUUUCUCUUUUUUCGUGUGUGCUUUUGAAGUCAAAGCUGUUCUGGUACUCACAGCUCUUUAAAGGUCUAAAUAAAGUGUUUUUAGCACCAAGACAGCAACUUUUUAGUCCUCAAAAAGAGGGACUUUUCCAAAAGAAACAAACCACAUUGAAAUUCCUAAAGUGAAGGUGUACAGAGCAAGUGUCAAACAUGAUUCAAAUAAAUAAAAAUGGAAGUUUACCUAGUUUCCACCAUCAUGGAGCAAAUGUUGCAACCAUGAUGGGUACCAUGUAUAUUUUAUACAUAGAAUCCAGUGCUGUGUGGCAACCAGAUGAAAAAGAAACAAAAUGUUGAAAUUAAGUUACAUGUUGAAUUUUUAUUCUUGAAUUCUUAGCGUUAGCCAAUGCUGUGUUCCAACAAAAUUGUGUUGAAUACUGCUCACUAAUAAAAUCUUGUUUUUUUUUGUUUUUUUUUUUUAAAGUACUGUUGCUGGACUAAAACCAGGUAUCUCUACUGUACAUGGCAUUGAAGGCUAUCGAGCCAAGAGGCUCCUGCAUAGUGCAUAAGAGCACAGGGACAAUUUAAAUAUCUAUUACCGUAUAUACUCGAGUAUAAGUCGAGUUUUUCAGCACAUUUUUUGUGCUGAAAAACCCCCACUCGACUUAUACUCGAGUUAAUGUCUGUAUUAUGGCAAUUUACAUUGCCAUAAUACAGACCAGGACCGCCGGGCUCAUUACAAGCCCGGCGGUCCUGUUGGGGGCUGACAGUGAGCGGUUACUUACCUUCCUGCAGCUCCUGUCAGCUCCCUUCUCCUCCGUGCAGCUCCUCUGACAGCUCCCACUGGAAGUCUCGCGAGAGCACCCCUCCCUGGCAAGCUAACAAGCAGGGAGGGGGGACAAAAAUUAAAUUAAAUAAUAAGCUUAAAAUAUUAAAAUAAAAUAAAAAACUUAAAAUACUAAAAAUAUUAAAAUAAAAAACUUAAAAUAUUAAAAUUAAAAAUGUAUAAUAAAAAUGCCCUCCUCCCACCCAGUUCUCACACACACACACACACACACACACUCACACACACACACACUCACACACACACUCACUCCUACAAACACAUACUCUGCAUUAAAUACAAACACACUCAUACAAACAAUCUGCAUUCUACACACACACUCUGCAUUAUAUACAUGCAGAGUGUGUGUGUUUAUAUGAGUGUGUGUGUUUAUAUGAGUGUGUGUGUUUAUAUGAGUGUGUGUGUUUAUGAGUGUGUGUGUUUAUAUGAGUGUGCGUGUUUAUAUGAGUGUGUGUGUUUAUAUGAGUGUGCGUGUUUAUAUGAGUGUGCGUGUUUAUAUGAGUGUGCGUGUGUAUAUAAUUCUAAAAAUCACAGAAUGUCAUAGCCCCAAGUUUUACCCUCGACUUAUCCACGAGGCAUAGCAUAUUUCACAAUUGUUGGUCACAAAACUGCCCUCGACUUAUACAUGAGAUCGACUUAUACACGAGUAUAUACGGUAAAUCCCAUCAAAUUAAAGAACUGUGGAGGAAAGUGGGACUUAAAGUGACACUAGUCACCAGUACCACUACAGAUUAAUGUAGUUACUCUGGUAAGUAUAGUCAGUCCCUGCAGGCUUUUGAAUGUAAACACUGCCUUUUCUGAAAAGACAGUGUUUGCAUUGCUCCUUAGGGACACCUCCAGUGGCCACUCCUCAGAUGGCCAAUAGAGGUGCUUCCUGCUGCAGUGUGCAGCACUGAUGUUCAGUGUCUCCACAUGAGGAUAUUUUAAAUACCGAUGGGCCAGGAUGGCAUUUUGCUCUGCCUCCUUGGCUGAGAUUAUCAGCACAGUUAGGGAAUAAAUUGUGAAUAAAAGGGGGCCCACCUCGUAAAUAGUUUAACACUAUCAACAGCAAAAAAAAAUGUGAGGAAGGCUUAACUUAAUGGACGCAAGUCUCUUUUCAGCUACGUAACUAUAGAGUCAGGAAUACAAAUGUGUAUUUCUUACCCUUUAGUGUUAAAAUCACCAUUUAAAAACUCACUGAUAUUGUUGUGAUACAUUUUACUGUUUUGAAACACUAAUAUGUGUUCAGCGAAGUCUCCCGAGUAUAACAGUACCUCCCAUGUACAUGUUUUAUAGUGUUUUUGAAAGUUACAGGAUCAAAUAUAAGGAUUGCCCAUUUUAGUUUUUUUCAUAGCAAUUUGCCAGAUUGGUUGUUGCCUUUGAGACCAUAUGGAAGCCCAGCAAUAAAAAUUACCCCAAUGAUGGCAUACCAUUUGCAUAAGAAGACAACCCAAGGUAUUACAAAUGGGGUAUGUUCAGUCUUUUUUAGUAGCCACUUAGUCACAAACACCGGCCAAAGUUAGCGUUCGUAUGUUUUCUUGCAUUUUUCACACACAAAUAUAAACGCUAACUGUGGCCAGUGUUUGUGACUAAGUGGCUACUAAAACCGACUGGACAUACACCAUUCUGAAUACCCUGAGUUGUCUACUUUUGCAAAUGGUAUGCCAUCAUGGGAGUAAUUUUCAUUCCUGGGUUACGAUACAGUCUCAAAGGCAACAUAACAAACUUGUCAAAUUUCAAUGUGUAUAAUCUGAAAAAGGGAACAUGCUAUAUUUGACCCUGUUACUUUCCAAAACACUAUGAAUCUGUAAAUGGGGUGUAGUGUUGUAUUCCUGAGACACCACUGAAUACAAAUGUUUAUUUUAUUGCAGUAAAAGAUAACCGUAUUAUGAUAUUCACUGUUAAAAUACCAAGCAGAACUUAAAAAAAAAAAUGUAAUCUUGAUUUCUAACACUUUUUAAAGAUUUUGUUAAUAUUAAAUUGUUUCAUAUAUUAAUAGUUAAUGUAAAAUUAAAGCCCUAUUUUUUUUCAUAAAAUCUGUAAGUGUGGGUGCACUUUAUAUGAAAGAGGUGAAUUAUAGACAUGUAGCGCAAAUUCCAGUACUUGUUUAUAUUUUGUUUAUGCUCAGAACGUGUACAAUUGCCCCAGACCUUAAUGGGUUAACCCCUUCAGGGCGGAGUCAAUCGUACACUUUCUGAUCAAAACAAAAUGUAAACAAAAACUGGAAUUUGCGCUAUAUGUCCAACCAUAAUUCACCUCUUUCAUAUUAUAUGCACACACACUUAUUAUAUAUCAUUUUGUUCAGGAGAAACAGGGCUUUCAUUUCAUAUCAAAUAUUUAUAUAUGAAACAUAAUUUAUUAUGAAUAAAAUAAAAAAAUGAGAAAUUUUUAAAACUUUAAAAAAUUGGUAGUUCCGCCUCACGUUUUAGCUGUAGAUGUCAUAAUACUGUUAGCUUUUACUGCAAAAAAAGCACAUAUUUGGAUUCAGCAAAGUCUCACGAGUACAACAGUACCCCCCAUUAACAGUUUAUUUAAAUAUAGCACAUAACAUUUUUCAGGUUUUUUUUACAUUGAAAUUUGCCAGAUUAGUAAUGUUACCUUUGAGACUGUGUGGUAGCCCAGGAUAGAGAUUUACCCCCAUAAUGGCAUACCAUUUGCAAAAGUAGACUACCCAAGGUAUUGCAAGUGGGGUAUGUCCAGUCUUUUGUAGUAGCCACUUAAUCACAAACACUGGCCAAAGUUAGCGUUCAUAUUUGUUUUUGUGUGAAAAAAGCAAAAAAAUAAUAUUUGGCCAGUGUUUGUAACUAAGUGGCUACUAAAAAUGACUGGACAUACCCUAUUUGCAAUACCUUGGGUUGUCUACCAUGUCAUCAUGGUGGUAAUUCUUAUUCCUGGGCUACCAUACGGUCUCAAAAGGCAACAUAACCAAUCUGGCAAAUUUCAAUGUGAAAAAAAUGAAAUGCAAGCCUUAUAUUUGACUCUCUAACUUUCCAAAACACCAUAAAACCUGUACAUGGGGGGUACUUUUUUUACUCGGGAGACUUUGCUGAACACAAAUAUUAAUGUUUUAAAAUGGUAACUUGUAUUACAACAAUAUCGUCAGUAAAAGUGCCGUUCGUGUGUGAAAAAUGCAAAAAAGUCACUUUUACUAAAAAUAUUGUUGUAAUAAAAGUUACCAUUUUGAAACCCUCAAUAACCGACUUAAAAUCACCCCUCAUCGUCUGCAAAAAUGCUCCGCUGUCGUGAGAGGGCAAAGGGGAUCUGACCAGCAAUCAUCAGGGGAACUAUCAGCUGCCGGUGACACGGUCAGGUGGGCGGAUGGGACUGCGGCCUGCAGUGAGGCUCUGGCGGGAGAAGCGGCCGGUCUCCUGUGCUUAGUCCGGCGAGACCUCUUGCACGCCGACUGAGGGUUAUCCCGGACACCACCGGGGACGCAACUACCAUUCAGAGCAUCUAAACGGUAGUAAGACCGACCGGGGACCGCAUGGUUAAAAUCAAGAUGGCCGCCGCGCUAAUACUGAGACGGAGAAGAGAGAAGGAAGCACCAGAGCAACGGCUGGGCUCCGUCUGCCGAUCAGAGCAGUUCAGAACACCACACGCCGACAGCAGCCAGAAGACAGGCUUUACAAGGUGUAUACUCCACAAGUUGGCCCAGCUCUCCAUUAUGAGAACACUCACACCACCCGAGACACAACCUCUCACUAACAUCGGCGGAGCUAUGGGGACUAUCAGGACUCUGACCCUUCCUGAAUACAGGGGAACAACAAACAUGGGGAAUAAGCUCUACUCCACUCCUGGCUGACAAGCCCCCUAACACUGAAAUAAUCCGCUAUAAUCACAAAGAACCUGAACAUCGCAAAGGAAACUUACCGACUUAGCACAGCUGCAGGAAUGAUUAAACGGCUGCUAACCAUAUAUACCUAAAGUUAUAGUAGAUUAUAAUGUACCUCUUAAUUUAGCACCCCCACUUUUAAUAUUAAUGCGUGCCUCUUACAGCAGAAUCUCCUCCUGCAGCUCUCUACAGAAAGUAUUUCAAAGGUUGGAGCCUACAUGUAUACCCAGCGCUCUACUGUCCCCUGGUGGUAAAAUUUUAAUAAGCGGAUAGAAAUUGUUACUAUACAUAGCCUGCAAUCUAAGCACUACAUAACCAAGCAUGUAUAGACUAGCUACAAAAAUAUCACAUUUAUGCAUAUCAGAUAAUACAUGUCAGUUUAUAAGCAAUGUCCUGUUAUAUGCAUUUUUUGAUAACGUUAAUUUAGCUUGUUACUGUUUCUAGUACCAAAAAAGAAAGUGCAGCACAUGUCAUUCACCAACCAUGUCUUGUGUACUCAACUCUGCACUUUGAAAAAUAAAGAAUUAAAAAAAAAAAAAGAAUAAAACUCAGUGAUGUUGCACAUAAGCACCGACCAGCUUUUUGCUUGUUUCAAAUAUCAAACCUAUCCCAACAGAAAUGUGCUUAUAAUUAUUUUUUUCUAAUUUUUCGCAGCAGCUAUGUAAAGUUUUCAUGUCCCUCAAAAUUUAAUAUAAAACAUAAAUUUGAUAUUGUAAUUCUCAUUUAUUCUUUAUUCAGAUGAAGUGUUAAAUAUACAGUAAUGUAAUAUACCUGCCUGAAGAGGUGGUUUUAUCUGAGUCCAUAUAGACAUUUAAACAGCAAUUGGAUAAAUACUUGCAAAAACAUACCAUACAGGGAUAUAGUUUCUAAUUAGUGGAGUAAAGGUUGCUUGAUCCAAGGAGACAUCUGACUGCUAUUUUGGGGUCAAGAAGGAUUUUUUUUCCCCUAGUUUGUUGCAAAAUUGGAAGCAUUUCAGACUGGUUUUUUUAGCCUUCUUUUGGAUCAACAGCAAAAACAUGUGAGGAAGGCUGAACUUGAUGGACACAAGUCUCUUUUCAGCUAUGUAACUAUAAUGUUUAUAAUUGCAAAGCCUUUUUUUUUUUUUUUUUUCUAAUAAGAGCACAAAGUUCAAGAGUGAUCAGAAUAAAGAGGGAGGGGGGCUGGAGUGUUGUCUUCCAUCAAAAGUUCAACAGCAUAUUGUAUCUAAAGAGACCUAUGAUCUUGACUUCUAAAUUCAUUUAAAUAUUUUAACUUUUUAUUUGUAAUUUUUUUUUUUUUUAUUAUUUUUUUAAAGGGUCUUCUGGAUAAAUACUUGAUUGCAUGUGCCACACCACCGGAAAGCAAGGUUUUCUACUUGAAAAUGAAAGGAGAUUAUUAUCGGUACCUUUCAGAAGUCGCAUCUGGUGAAAAAAAGCCAGGUUGGUAUUUUGAAUUUGUGAACUGAAUAUGGAGUUUAGGGAGAACAAAUUAUUGAGGCAAUAUUAUACAUUUUAAGUGUUACUUCAGCACGGAUUAAAUUUAUUUAUAUAUAUAUAUAUAUAUAUAUAUAAUAUUAUAUAUUAUAUUAUAUUAUAUUUUUAACAUUAAACCGGUCCUAUUGGGCUUGACUAUUAGGUGAGCUCCACCCCAUGUAAAACAUAGUAAACAAAAUGUCUAGUGGUUUUUUUUUUUUGUUUUUUUUUUUUUAGGUGUGGCUAAGACUGUAUAGACAGAAACAAUCAUUUAACCUCUCAGUGGCAGGGACAAGAGCUAUUUGACAAAACUGCUUAAUUAAGCUAACUUUGUAUUGGAGCUUAGAGUUUCCUAUGUAUAGAACAGAGAAUUGCAUCUGCAUUGGGUGAAAAGAUGAGAGGGAAAAAAAAGAAACCAUUAUGAAUGUAAAGUAUGAUGUAUAGCAAGCGAUUGGGGGGGAAGGGGGUUCAAAUACUGUUAAAAGACCCUGCCGAUCCAUGCACCACAAAUGAGAAAUACAAGCCUUUCUAAUUAGUGCAUAUAAUUUCUUUUUAGAAACUGUAGCUUGCUCUCAACAAUCUUACCAGGAAGCUUUUGAAAUUAGCAAGACCGAGAUGCAGCCAACACACCCCAUUCGACUUGGAUUGGCUCUAAACUUCUCAGUGUUUUACUAUGAAAUUCUCAAUUCCCCUGAGAAAGCAUGCAGUCUAGCAAAAGCAGUAAGUCUAUUGUAUUUUUAUUCUGUUCAGCUAUAAGCCUACAACAUUUGUUUUAUACCUUUUUGGGGUGGUGGAGGGAGGAGCUGUAUCUCCAUGGAAAAGUGUUGUGUGUGUGUGUGUGUUUUUUUGUUUUUUUUGAUAUGCAUAAAAUGUGUAUUGAUAACACACUUGGUAUAGAUGUUUUCUUUUUCUUAAUACUUAUUUGUAUUGCUAUUUGUGCAAGCAGCAGUUUACAGUUUAAUGUAAUAAAUUUCCUAUUUUGAUUGAAGUGCUAAACCUGCUUUCUUCAAUAACAUAUUUGGAAUGUUUCUGUAAAUACAGGCAUUUGAUGAAGCAAUAGCUGAGCUGGACACACUGAAUGAGGAGUCUUACAAAGACAGCACUCUAAUCAUGCAGCUACUAAGGGACAAUCUUACAGUAAGUAAAUACUUUCACAUUUCAAAACCGCUAGGCUGAGUUUUACAAAUCAUAACACUUAACCCCUUAACGCCGUUACGGUGUUCUAUGCCAUCCACAUUAUAAUGGGAUUUAAAGCCGUUGUGGCUCCGCGGUACUUACCUCCGCAGCGAUCCUCUUCUGGAGAACUGCCAAGCAGCCCUCCCCUGGCAAAUGAUGCCCCCGGGGGUCAUGUGAUUGCCCUCAAAGAGCAAUGGCAUGGCCACAAUAGCUGGCUGUGGAUCUGCCUGCAGGGAGACUGUCUGGGUUGUCACAGUCCCCCUGCUGGUGGCUAGUAUAAAAAGAAAUAUUAAACAUGUAAAAUAAAUUAAGUGUGUGUGUAUGUUUGUCUUUCAAAUAUUAGUCUUUUUGCUUUUUUCACACAAAAACAAAUAUGACCGUCUACUUUGGCUACUAAAAAAGACUGGACAUACACCAUUUGCAAUACCUUGCAUUGUCUACUUUUGCAAAUGGUAUGCCAUCAUGGGGGUAAUUCUCAUUCCUGGGCUACCACUCGGUCUCAAAUGUAAAAUUACUAAUCUGGCAAAUUUCAAUGUGAAAAAAACUGAAAAAUGGAAUGUGCUAUAUUUGACCAUGUAACUUUCAAAAACACCAUAAAACCUAUUAAUGGGGGGUAUUGUUGUACUCGUGAGACUUUGCUGAAUACAGAAAUGUGCAUUUUAUUGCAGUAAAAGCUAACCAUAUUAUGACAUUUACAGCUAAAAUGUCAGGUGGAACUACAAGUUGUUUUUGUUUUGUUUGUUUUUUUUAAUCUUAAUUUCCCACAGUUUUUUAUUUUUUUAUUAUUUUAUUCAUAAUAAAUUGUUUCAUAUAUGAAUAGUUCAUGAGAAAUGAAAGCCCUGUCUCUCCUGAACAAAAUGAUAUAUAAGUAGUGUGGUUGCACUUAAUAUGAAAGAGGUGAAUUACGAUUGGCCAGACAGAGCAAAUUCCAGUUUUUGUUUACAUUUUGUUUUGAUCAGAACAUGUACUAUUGACUUCGUCCUGAAGGGGUUAAAUGUUUUCUGCCAUCUGUUGAAUUUUGUAAACAACAUUUUCUUGUUUUAUAAUCCUACUAGGAAAACGCUCCUUUUUAUUAUUUAUUUUAAUUUAUCAAUGGUAGCCAAAAAAUUGUAAAUCGAAGGAUAAAAAGACAAAAAGUGUUAUUUCAAAACUACUUGCAUAAUGUGUACAUGGUAAUUGGCACCAUAACAUUAACUAGUACAUUUCUCUUUUCUUGCAGUUAUGGACCUCAGAAAACCAGGGAGAAGAGGCUGAUAAUGUAGAGGGAGACAACUAACUGCCAUGCUUCAGUUUUUCCCUUUAUUUUUUUUUAUUUUUUUUUCAAUUUUUUUUUUUUUUUUUUAAUUUGUGUUUUUAUUAUUUCAGUCACUCUGUAUUGUACACACAUGUUUUUGUGCGACAAGUAAAAGAAAAAAAUACAUUGACUUUCACAACCUCCGUGUAGCAGAACAAUGUGGAUUAAGGAAAAAAUGGCUAAUAGUUACUCAAAUAGAGUAAUACAUUCUAAGUAUAUAAUGGCAUUAAAAAUGUAUCUCAGUUUAUUAUGAGGCGAUUUAAAUUUGUAAUUAUGUCCUUGGGUUGUGUUUUUUUUUUUUUUUUUGUUUACUGAACACUGUGAUUACGAGCUUUUGUCACUAACAUUAUAAUAGAAAUAUGUUCUCACAAACAACCUACCUAUUUUAAACAGUGCAGUUCUUCUGAAUCUGUUUUACAGAAUGUUGGCCACCGUACUGUGAAACUUUGGAUCAGUUGGAUUUGUACCAUAAUGUUUUGGGCAUAUUUCUGUAGUAAGGAAACUUUUUGAUUGCUACAUAUAUAAAUUUCCUAGUUUGUAAAGCUGAAUACAAUCAAGUCUUGUUUUUGAGUAUUGACUCAGUGUCGAGUUUUCAACCUGGUCUAAUGCUCACACAUGCCACUUUAAUUCUUACAAAAUCAGGGGCUUGUACAGAAUAUAUACACUGUACAAUAAUAUCUGUAACUUUUUGCCAGUGUAGUUAUGUUGUCCAUUUAUAGACACGUAUUCUUUGGGGCAUACACACUUUUGCAAAGCCCCUCUGGUAUUUAUAACGGUUACAAAGAAGUUGUUAAAUAUAUGAGAAAUCUGAUCUUUUGGGGAUAUGUUUUCACAGUAUUUUAACUGUUUACAUUUCAUUUUUUAAUUCAAAUUACACGUUGUUCUGCUUGCCCUUCCUAAUCCUAUUAUUCUGUUGAAACCUAUUUGCACAACCCACUUAGGUUGAACGCUUCCAAUAUAUAAAUUCUCUACAAUGCAAUUUUUAUGUUCCUCCAACGACUCCUUAAUCAUUAUUGGUGAUAUUGGAACAUUAAGUUAUUCAGCAAUGUGUUCUAGAUAGUACUUUGGCAGUACCUAAAAUAACAAUUGGUAAAUUGUAUUUAACAGUGCUGUACUGUAUUCUGUUUGUAAUCACUGUCCCAAUUUAACCACAUCAUUCCCCUUUUUACCAUUCCACGUGGCUGUAUCUUUUCUAGGUGUCUGUCCAUCUGUCUGCUUCAUAGCAAAAUUCAUGCACUGAUUUUCAAAUUUCCUAAGUCGAACAAAACCGUGCAGUUAAGACUUGCGCUUGAUAAAUGCAGUAGUGAAUGUGGAACUGAGCCUGUCUGUAUAUCUGGUAGCUCUAUUUUGCUUUGUUUUUAACUGACCAGUAUUCUGCCUAAAGUUUGCUUCUGUGUUGGUUUUAUUACCUAGCACACACGUGGUUGUGAAAAUAGUCUAGCAAAAAAAAAAGCAAAGACAAAAAAAAACCUGGUUAUUGAUGUACUCAAAUUUGUGUAUGUAUUUUCAACAGUUCUAGUUUCACCUUACACAGAAUAAUCAGGAACAUGUUAAGAAUUCAAGAGCAAAAUAAAUAAACAAUGUUAUCAGUUCAG